Oenanthe melanoleuca is the source of this 10998-nucleotide messenger RNA. It is a transcript of the gene NCALD, whose product is annotated as neurocalcin delta. The transcript has 4 exons. The record is from RefSeq and is a predicted model, not a curated record. Gene Ontology annotation, cellular component: cytosol. Gene Ontology annotation, biological process: calcium-mediated signaling. Bases 435 to 1016 code for a protein of 193 amino acids. Gene Ontology annotation, molecular function: calcium ion binding; actin binding; tubulin binding. NCBI's taxonomy places the organism in Eukaryota, Metazoa, Chordata, Aves, Passeriformes, Muscicapidae.
GCGCAAACGAGGUGUGUGGUGUCUGUUUUUCCGUCGGGGUGGGGAUGCCGGAGUCAGAGCGUGUUCCGCAGGGCAGGGCAGGGUCGGCAGGGACGGCAGGGGCUGGGGCUGGAGCUGGGGCUGGGGCUGGGGCUGGGGCUGGGGCUGGGGCUGGCGCUGCGCGGCCCCGCGGUGGCUCCGCCGUGCGCGCAGGGUGACAGAUGACCUAUUGAAAUAAUUUGGGAGCAGGGCUGGCGUUGCCAGGACAACCAGCGCUCCUGGCCCAUGUGACGGCCCUUGACGUCAGGGGAGGCUGAGCCUGGUCCGUCAAAGCCGGAGACACAGACGGAGCCGGUGGAUGCUGGAGUCAUCCCCGCCGCUCACCCCGGGCUGCCGGAGCAUGGACUGCUAGCAACCCGCAUUUCUGCAGCGUGAGGUAAUACUUUAGCUCCAAUAUGGGAAAGCAGAACAGCAAACUACGCCCUGAAGUCAUGCAGGAUUUGCUGGAAAGUACAGACUUUACAGAACACGAGAUCCAGGAGUGGUACAAAGGCUUCUUGAGAGACUGCCCAAGCGGACAUUUAUCUAUGGAGGAGUUUAAAAAAAUAUAUGGAAACUUUUUUCCUUACGGGGACGCUUCUAAGUUUGCAGAGCACGUAUUCCGCACCUUCGACGCCAACGGAGACGGGACCAUCGACUUCAGAGAAUUCAUCAUCGCCCUGAGCGUGACGUCCAGAGGAAAACUGGAGCAGAAGCUGAAGUGGGCCUUCAGUAUGUACGACCUUGAUGGGAAUGGCUACAUCAGUAAGUCAGAGAUGCUGGAAAUCGUGCAGGCAAUCUAUAAGAUGGUUUCUUCCGUAAUGAAGAUGCCAGAAGACGAGUCAACACCAGAGAAGAGGACUGAGAAGAUCUUCCGCCAGAUGGACACCAACCGUGACGGAAAGCUCUCUCUGGAAGAGUUCAUCCGAGGCGCCAAGAGCGACCCGUCCAUAGUGCGUCUCCUGCAGUGUGACCCCAGCAGUGCCGGGCAGUUCUGAACCUGUCCUUUGGAUUAAUUAUGUACCUGCUUUUUUUUUUUUUUUUCUCCUUGCCAAACAACAUUCAUGGUAGUGUUGCCUCUGUAUGGCCAAUUAUGCCUUCAUUUGUGGCAUCUUAUAGCUUAUUUUGUUGUGGAUUAAUUAUAAGAAUGCUGAAUUGCUCUUAACAAUUUGUCCAGAGCACGAGCAGUACUGUUUUAAACAGAUAUUGUGGUGUUAUCAUUGUUUUUAAAUUUCCAUUUUGUUUUUGUUUGUUUGUUUGUUUGUUUGUAUCUGUUUUGGAAAGUAUGUGUUGAGGAGGAGUAAACCAACAACAAACCCCUUGGCAGCAAGACACACUGACAGAUUUUAGAUUGCUGCUUUAGUUGUUAGGUAUUCACCUGCAGGACCUGAAAGUGUAGUAAGGCUGAACCAAAGGGGUUGUGAUGGGUGGGGUAGGAUUCACCUGGAACCUCCUCUCCUGCCCAGGAGGCACCAGCUAAGAUCAAAGGCAGGACUGGGAAGAAGUAUGGAAGUGCAAAACAUGUGUGGGGUGUAUCAUCCACUCCUAUGCCUCGUUGUUUCAAUGCUGUGAACACUUUCCAGAUUGUGAAGGAGAAGGGACAAAAUGAAGGUUGACUUUUCUUUACCAGGUUUACAGUGGUUGAAGUCAUAUCUGGCUUUAUCUGUAAAUUCAGCAAUUUGCAAUCCUGAUCUCCAAAUCCACAACUGACAAUACCUCUUGCCGUUUGGGAUCAGCAAAAGCAGACACAGACAUGAAAAGCUGGGUCUUGGCAAUGAACUUAAGGGAGAUACAUGUUGAAUGUGAAAUUUUCAGGUUAGUCAUAGAGCAGUUGCUACUAGGGAGAGUGGGCAUUCUUGUGAGGAACUCACCUGCAGCAGCUCCAGCUAAGGCACACCUGCUGCUCUGAAUGCUCUUGCACAGCAGGAAGUUUUGGGGGUGUGUUUGUCUCUCUCCGUGUAGCUAACAGAGUUUCUGGGCCUGCUCUUAGGGGAAGGCUGUCAUCAAAACUUGUUUUAAACAUGAAAUUGUAGCAUUUAUAUUUCAUUUAUUUUAGUAAAGUUCAAAAAAUCUGUACUGAAAUGAGGAAAUGGUACGCUUUAUGAUAUAUUUAUAUAUAUAAAAAAUUAAAACAAAAAAAGAUCAGCUCUUGAGAGAAAUGUUGAAUGUUUAUCUUUCCGCCUAGGUACAGGAGAUCUGAAAUUUGCUGCUGCAGAAUUUUAUCCUCUGGUCAAAGUUGCUGUAUGCAAAGCUAGUACACACAUGUGGGAUUUCUUAGGGACUUCACAAGCGCUGUUGCAAAAGAAGAGCUGGAAAAGCUUUAGAACAGAAGGCAUUAUUCUGACUAAAUUGGCGUUAAUCAGUCAUUAGCUGAAGUCUGCUUUGUGAUCCUGUUGGAGAGCUACCCAUGCAGGCAGGCACGGUGUUGGGAAUUCAUGAGCUCGUUAGAGCAACCUUUGUCUGACAGGCAAAGCUGGCAUUGUGUCAAGUGACCUUGUAGAUGCUAAUCCCCAGUAGCCUUAAUUUAAAAAAAAACAAGUAAAAGAAGUCUGCUUUGCAGAUGAUGAUUAGCUAAGUACUAAUUAGAAGUCAUGAAUAAUCUUCUGUGGUACACUAACUAGCAUGUACAAUAACUGACAGAAGCAAUCCUAUACUCAAUUUUUCUAUAGUAUUUGCUUUGCCAGGUGUGAAGGGCAAAGCAUAUUAAGAGAAAAUAAAAGUAAAUUGAAAAUAACAUUGUUAAUCUGUUGUACUAAAAUUUUUAUGAGUGGCUAAUGGCACUCAAUAAAUGUCUUCAAGCACACAUCUUUGUCUCAAACAAUCAGAAAAAUCCAAUUGAUGAUGUAUUUCCAUUACAUUCAUCAAAAUACUGAGCUGAGAUGAGUGUGAGAAAAUAAGAAAGUAAAGGGGGCCCAACCACAGACACAAUAGAUUUUAUUACCCAGCACUUUCAGGUGUCACAAGCAACACUGGCAAGUUUUGCACCAAUUCUUCUGGCUGAUGAAAAUGUUCCCUAUCUCCUUCUCCCAGAUAUUAAUUAGACACCAUGUGCACAAAUCUAACCCUUGGAAGGACAGUCUGCCUGCCUUCCUCAAGGUAAUUUUCUGCUUUUUCUGGAGAGGUUCUGGCCCUCUCUCCCAUGCCCAUCACCUCAAGGAUUUUGACAGUCAUGUACUCCAGGGCUGUUUUCCAGCAGAAGGCUGGCCAGACUGCUGGGGGCUGGAAGGAAGGUCAGUGGGCAUGCCCUGGUCAGAUCUGCCAGCCAGGAAUGGCCAGUGCUGCUGCCCCAGCUGCUCCAGGGUGCUCCAUCACCAUCCUUGGGGGGACAGCACAGUGACACCACAGAGCCCUGCUGAGCUUCCAACCCCCUGGCUGGGGGCAGGCACCCACGUCCAAGGCAGCCCAGACCUGUGGAAGGCUUACUCCACUUACUGAAGGUGAACUCAGAUACCUUCUAUGGUUCCAUCUUCUUCUUAAUGCUGGGAAAGCAGCUGCAUGUGACUGAAGCUUUUAAAAUGCUGCCUUUUAUUUAAGUGACUGCAUACCACCUCUUUUUCAUUCUACAAGAUACUUCUGGCUCAGAACCUAAUCUCUCAGUUUGUUUUUGCUCAGUAGUUUUGGGGUGUUGGGGCCAGGCUCACCUCCUGUGUCACUCCCACACAACACAUGUUUGAAAGCACAACCUGUGCUGUGACCCCAGGCCAGCAGACAUGUAAUGCAUCCCACAGUUCACAAAAUUUGGAAUAAUAAGAAUUAGCUUACAGCUGCAGAGGUCAUGGCUGCAGAUAAGGCUAUUGUCUAAACAUUUACAGAGUGAACUAAGGUUAUUCUUUUACCUGACUGCCACUGGUGAUUGGUAUUAUUUUAAAUGAUUAACUAUUCCUUUCUUUCUCUCCCUCUGCAUGUACUUAAAGAGUGAGUAGUAGCUGAAGUUGUGAUAGGAACACCUGCAGACCUCAAAUCAGCAGGAUAAUCUGCACCUCAGAUUGAAAUUUUCUGCUUUGCUGUCAUUUGGAUUUGCAAGCAUAACUGCCUUCAUAAAGCUUUUGAAGGCAAAGUGGUGUAUCCUGUAUAAAAUAGCUCAGUAAUCAGACUUUUGAGUGAUUCAUUAGCAAUAUCUCCACACAGGAAGGAUGGCACAUAUUAUUUCAUAUCACCUCUCAAGUUUGUAGAUGCAUUCUCUAGUUUUACUUGAAUGUGCAAGAGGCAGCCCUCACUAUGUGUUGUCCAAAGGAUUAAAUGAGUACAUCACACAUGUGGACUGAACUCAUGGAAAAUGCCAGUCCCGUUUAUCUGAUGUUCCCAGUCAGCUUGUCAAACUCUGGGCCAGAAGAUGUGGAGUGAGGACUAUGACUUGUGAGUUUUGCAAUAGCCUGUCUCUGUUUUAGGGUGAUUUGGGAAGGGAAAAGGGAACACAACCCUUUUAAAACCAACACGUGUUCUUGUGAGCACGUAGAGUUUGAGAGGGACUGAAGAAACAUUUAUGUUUCAACAUCAUUUGAAGCCCUGUCAGUUCACAGCUCAAUGAUGUUCCUGAGGUAUCCAGGGCUAUGCUGUUCUUAGGAGCCUGUAGGAUUUUUAUCUUCUUCCUGAAACAUUCUGUCCUUUGUUGUUCUGUGUUAUAAGGCAUAACCUCCACAUUUUCUGCUGCUUAAAACAGUAAUCCAGAAGUGUGUAAAUUCCAUAGCUGGAUGAGGUCUGUGUGCAGAAAUAUUGCACACCAGCACAGGAGGCAGUCACACAUGACCAGAGGUUUGAUCACUGUCUCUGGGGGCUGAGCCCCAGGACUCUCCCCACUGAUGGCAGAAGUGCAAUAAUGCAGCUUAGCUUGAUUUUCUUCCCCUGCAGAUCAGGUUAAGUCGCAUUACCUUGCAUUUGCUGUGGGCACAGCCUGGUCCCAGCUGACUCAUGGAAACUUGGUGUACUGUGGUAACUUGAUGAACUUGAUGUUGAGCCCUAAUCUGCAGACUAAGCUGAGAUGAGAAGAUGGCCUUGGCCAUAUGUCUCACUCAGUCCAUGUGACCAGAGAACACGGUGACAAGUGGCAGGUCCCUGGGGACAUGGGCAGUGAGAAGGGAAUAUCCUGCCUCAGAACAACUGCCUGAGCUGAGCUGCCUCCUUUUAAAACUCUCCUUUCUAGCACUGCUGGUGUAAGAUGCAACAUGACAGCAAUACAGCAGGUCAGGAUGGAGGAGGCAUCCUUCAAGAGGUUCCUUUUGCAGUUUAGCCUACAAGUGCCAAGUGAAACAAUCAGACAAGGCUGAUUGCUGGCUGGACAAGUCUUCCUGAACCCAGUACACCACCUGUACACUUCCAGUUCACCAUCACCUCCUUUCCUCUUUGUCAUGGUGCUCCCUCAGUUUCCUGGCAUGGCAGCCCUGGGCUCAGCAGUCAGAGGCUGGGACCUGCAACAAGCCUGGUGGAGAAUAUUUCACCUGCCCUUUGCAGAGGCAUUUGGAUGCAUUCCUUUGCUCCAUGUCUUACUAAGUGGGAUCUCAUUUAGGAGUCUUAUUAAAGAGGGGAAAGUUGUUUUCCUUGAUGUCACAGGCUGAACUUGUGCUUAGAAAUGCAGAGAAACUUGGCAAGUGCCAGAGAGCUGAGCAGUGCUCAGAGCUGCAUGCAGAGUUUUCCACUGAUUGUGCAGCAGGCAGCUAAGAUAAACAGCAGAGAUAUGUCAGACACAUGGUGUGAUGUGUGUGAGAUAGGGCUUGACUAGAAAUGGCACCUUCUACGUGAGCAGCUCUGUCUGCUGCUCAUUCUGUCAGAGGUGCUGACAAAAUGCACUCUAAAAUUAAGCAGCAGAGCUGUUCACCAUACCCUGGCAGGCAGUGAACAAACAGCUCCCAGGAUGAGCACAAGGUUUUCCCCAAGUGCAGCUGAGGACAAAACAUUGCCUGUAGGAGUUCAUUCCUGGUCAUGGUAGAAAAGAAGAAGGGGAAGCUCCGUGGAUUCUCAAAGCCCAGGUGUCAUUUUGAAGGCUGGGGACAGUGGAAUGAGCACCUGUGUUUUAAGCACUUAGAAAAGACAGCAGGGAUUGUAAACUGGCAUGGAAAUCAGUGAUAUUAUAAACCAGGCCACUGCUGGGGCACUGCAGAAGCCAUUAGGUGCCUCUGGCCUUCAGUGAUGGAAGCAUCAGCUGGAUGUGUCAGUCUCCUUGCCCCUUGCAGAAACUAGCCCUGUAUACCAUGGGUAUCUAAACAGCAUCCCUUAUUCCAUCCAGGCUUUUGCUGCUGCUGUUUCCAAAUUAUCCAUACUGAGGAGUUGUUUCUGGGGUGAGGAUUUUCACAGGAUAAGAUAUAAAGCUUUUCAGAUGUACUGUCCAUAUCUUAACAAGAUGGAAAGGCCAGGUGCAAGGGGCUUCUCAUUGUUUCCCACAGGCUGUGUUAUUUUAAAGUGCAGCUGGGAUUAAGCUAUCACCUGUAAAAUGCUGACUAAUAAGCAAAGCAAAGAAAGAGUUGUAGUGAACAAUAUGAAAAGACUAGAGAAAUGAAAAACUGUAAAGACAUGCCUGCCUGUAGCCCAGGGUCUGGAUUUACACAGUGAAACCCUCUGACAGCAGCCAGCACAGAGCAGCUCCUCUACUCCAGCCCAGUCAGUGGCACCUCCUGGGCUGCUCCAGCCCUGUGUGUGGAGGCUGGGGCUCUGCUCCUGCCUCAGACAUGCUGUCUGAGAUUAUUGGGCAGGCUGAGGGCUUCCUAGAUCUCGAGGCACACAGCAGCCACCCACGCUCUGGGUAUUCACUUACUGUGCCCCUGAGAUGUUUCAGAUCUUCCCCUCUCGCCCUGACCUUAUACCAAAGAUGUUCUCACCUUCCCAGGGCGUGUGCUCAGGGUGUCCAGCUCUCCAAGUCUUUGCAGCCACCUCCCAGCUGCCAUCCCCAGCCUCUGUGUGCACAGAUAACAAACACCAGCCCUUGACAUGUGGAGGAGCCAAGCUUGAGGCACCUUAAUGGAACAGCUUCUUAUUUGGUUUCCCAUCUUUGGCUCACCUGUGUGUACCACACUAUUUCCUAUUAUUAAGUAAUGGCAUAUUAAACAUUUUAUGGGCACACUGAACCCCUGAAACAGCAGUUUGCAUUACUGUGUAUGUGUUGGUUGAGGCAGUGCAGACUGAAUCAGCCUGGGGCUCGCUCUCUGCUGCCCUGCUUUAUCCACAAGAGCUGGUUUAUUCCAGGCUGGAGCAGCACCUUCCUGUGCAUCCCCAUGCAGUGCCCCAGUCCUGGGAGCACCCAGGUGCUGUGGACCAAGAGAUAAUUUUGGCAUAAUUCUAUCAGCUGGAAAUACUUCUUCUUCUCUGUCAAAAACAAGAGUUGGGGGUGUGACCUCUUGUCUUCUCCUCCCUGGGGACAGGAGUUUCAGCAGUGUUCAGGGCUGGCCUCACGUUUCCCCACCAAAUGGGAUGACAGGAUGAUGGUGAUUAGCAAACCCACCUGAGAAAAUCCUCUUAGAUUCUAAACUUCAUUUGUGCUGCUCAUUGGCUGCACUCAGAGGGAAGAUUAAUGGGUCCAGUGUGGUGGCUUGGGGGAGAGCUUGCAGUUCCUUGCCACCACCUUAUUUCCUGUCAUUAUUCCCAUUUGCAGGGCAACCAGAUAGUUUUUUAUUUUUUUUUUUUCUGGAAGAAAUGAAAAUUCAAGUCCAGGGUUUCAAUGCAGUAAGGAUCUAAAGACAUCAUGCUUGAUGUUAGUGGUACAAAUGUUCCACAAAAUCAUGUUUCUUUGGUAUUUUGUGUUUAGUUUACUUAUUCAUGUUUUAAGCAUGACUGUGAUUUAUUUCAUUAUUUUGGAUCCUCUUAGAUUCAGCCCAGCUGGUCCUUCAGCUCUUAUGGAGAAGUCCCAAUGAUCACAAGAGCAGAACUGACUGAGAAUUACUAGCAAGGUGGGCACAUCAUGCCUGGUACAAAUGAAGAGCUUAAUUACCUUAGGGAUUUUUUUGUCUGCACACUUGCUUCAAGGAGACAAAUUGAGCUGCAUUUCCAUUUGUUUAUCUCUUCCACUCACUCACUUCAAUUCCAUCCUAGCAGUCUUGUAGGUAACAUUUGUAUAUUCCACAUUAUUUUGCUCUGGAACUUGAAGUGACCAAUAUUGUCUUCCUCUGACAGGAGUACUUAGUAAGUUUUAAUUUUUAAAUGCUGCUGAGUGAGUGAUGUGAUGGAUGCAAAAGUAAUUACACAUUUGUGUGCUGGCUUUGGCUGUGAUAGUUAAUUUUCCUCACAGUAGGCUGGAAUGAGGGUCAGGUUUGGAUUUGUGCUGGAAAUAGUGUUGCUAACAGAGGGAUGUUUUCAUUUUUGCUGAGCAGUGCUCACAUGGUGUCAAGGACUUUUCUGCUUCCUGCCCCACACCAUCAGCCAGGGAGCUUGAGGUGCACAUGGAGAUGGGAUGGGACAGGCAGGACAGCUGACCCCAGCUGACCCCAGGAACACCCCAGACCAUGGUCAGCAUAUAAAGAGGCAGAGGAAAGGAGGAGGAAGAGGGUGACACAUUCAGAGGGAUGUCAUUUGUCUUCCCAAGUCACCAUUAGCUGUGAUGGAGCCCUGUUUACUGGGGAUGGCUGAACACCUGCCUGCCCAUGGGAAUUGGUGAAUUAAUGCCUUGCUUUGCUUGUGCAUGGGCCUUUUGUGUUCCCUAUUAAACUGUCCUUAUCAUGGUUUUCUCACUUUUACCCUUCCAAAUUCUCUUUUCCAUCCCACUAGAUGGGAGUGAAUGAGUGGCUUUGUGGGACUUAGUUGCUGUCUGGGAUUAAAUCACAACAAUUUGUUUAAAUUUGGGCAGAUAUCUUUCAUGUCAUAGAAACUAAUAAAUUGAGAUAAAACAUGGCCAAGAGCUGAAUGGAUCAAAGAGUCCAGUUCCUAUUUAAGCCCAUGACCAUUCCACAGGGAGAGCUUUCUCUGUUCCCUCAGGCUGUUGCCUCAUUGCAGCAUAGAGUAGACAUAACAAAUUGAAUUCUUAAUGAUCUACUAUGAGCAGACUCACUGCAGCAGCAUGGAGUUCAGUAUAUCCUGUGUCUUGGCAAAAUUAGAUACCUCUCUAGAUGAAUGCUUUGUAAGCAAACCUACAUAUCCUAAGAAAGACUUUUACUAUUCAGAAAGGAGAGGGACAACUAUGAAUUAAAUUAAUUUGGUCCGCAUAUUUUUCUUACAGCUGUCUAGAAUUGCAUGUGUCCUGUGUGGUGUUGCCUGUAGCUGUUGUGAUGUGUUAAUUUCCCCCUCUGGCUCUGUUGUAAGCUCAUCUGGUGGUUCUCCAGCUGGUUCUCUGCCAGGCAAAGCCCAUGAGAAGGACAUGAAGAGGUGAGCAGCUUCCAGGCACACCAGGGGCAGCUUUUGGGGAUGUGCCCUGUGCUGUUCCAUCUUUGGGAGCCUGUACCUACAGACCAGCAUGUUAAACCUGCCUGAUAAAAUGGAAGUAGAUGAUCAGGCCACCAAGGAGAUGGAGAAUUUGGAGGAGGGUUGUGUGUGUUUUGUGCCCCCCAGCACGUGCACGGUUCCCCCAGCUAUUAGCUCCCAGUUAGGUCCUUUCCUGAGCUCUUAGUGUUAGAAUAAAGUUUUCUUAUGCUGAUAAUGUAUUUGUAUUAUGCAACUUACUCAGAAAACAGAAGAUUAUCUUUCUGUGGCUGUCCCCUCCUCUCGAGAAGCUGUUCUCCCCUGUACAUACGAUAUGCAGAAUGUAUGGGAGUCUUACCAGCGUUGGUUUGCAUUUUUAAGACUGUACUAAUUAAUGUGUGAUACUAUUGUGUUUUUGUAGUGGCAUCUUUGAUGUAAGAUGUAAAAACUAUUUAAUUUUUUUUUUGUUAUUGUUCUGCUUUUAGAGGUAGCACCAAGGACUGCAUGUUCACUAGAACCAGCCUUUUCAGGGGCUGCCAUAGCUGCACGCAGGCACCGGUGUUCACCCGGCACGUAGCACCUGCGUCCUUUUAACAGGGGUCAGUUUUGAGUGGAAACUAAUUCUUCCUGCAAAUCUAGUUUUGUCUUUCCCUCUCUCAGAUCCAAGGCUCCCCCUCCCACGCUGUGUGCCAGCCCUGGCCCCAGGAGCAGGCCUGGGAGGAAUGUCUCCUGACUCGGGGCACCCCGCUGGCAUCGGGCUCUCACCCCACAGCUCACCCCAUGCACGCUCCUUGGAACCUGGAUUUCCUGGGAACUGCUGGCUGUGCCAGCACAAAAACGGUGGGCUCACAUUGCAAGACCAUUUGUGCAAGUGACUUUAAAAUGAAUUAACUAAAAUUGAGGGGAAUUAAGGAAAAGAAGAGCCUGAGCGGCUAUUCUAGGGUCAGAAUCUUAUUGGGGUGCUUAAUAUAGCAAGAAUUGGGGUAAGUCCCUAAAAGACAGGACCAUUUGGGUGGCUUAGGUCUACGUUUCUUGUCAGGUUCAGAGAGUGAAGUGGGGCUCAGAUCCAGCCUUUCAGGCAGGCUGUGUUCCUAGAUAGACUGAGCCUGAGAUGCUUCUCCAGAUAGUUUUGUGGGCCAAAAGACAAGACAUGCUGCAGCUUAGGAGUUACUUUUCUUUCAGGUUUUUUUUUUUUUCUUUCAUUUUAAUAGAGAAAGCAGUUCAAACUGCACCUGGCAAAAUGACUGACUUCAAAAGCAUGUUUUUCCUUGUUAUAUAGACACUCACAAAGCAGCAUUGCGUGGCUAAAAAGGCACAUUUGUGACAGUUUCUUUCUCAGUGCCAAAAUAUAUAAGCAGUAUUGUUUGAAGGGAAAUGAAAAUUUUUUUACUGUAUUGUUAUUACUGUUGAACAAAUAUAUUGUUUUUAAAUGUUAGAUUUUGAAGACUUUUGUAUUGUAAAUUGUUUUGUGACACGGUGCUUUUUCAUACUGGAAUUACUGAUUGCACCUAAAUAUUAAUUAUUGCUUUCUUAUAUAAAUAUGUGACCUUGAACAAUCUUGAUGAAAACCAAUGUGUGGUGGAUACCAACAGUUCAAAAACAUUCACCUACUGAAAUCCCCUAAAUGUUCUUUCCUACUAAUAAACAUUCUGCUGCAGCUAGCAA